Molecule: messenger RNA, 733 nt
Organism: Daucus carota subsp. sativus
Lineage: Eukaryota; Viridiplantae; Streptophyta; Magnoliopsida; Apiales; Apiaceae
Product: UPF0426 protein At1g28150, chloroplastic
Exons: 3
Coding region: 98-460 (120 amino acids)
Source: RefSeq, a predicted model, not a curated record
AAACAAGAAGAAGACCGGCACAAAAAUCGUGCAACAAACCAGACAGAGAGAAGUGAUAAUACAAAGCUAUUUUUUGUUGAAAAAGAUAAAGAGAGAGAUGAUGAUGACCUCGACGACGGCUUCAGUGGCUCCAUUUUCUCCUCCAAUUUUAACCAAAGUGUGCAGAUAUAAAGAAGCUGCUGUGUAUGGAAAGCUUGGAAGCAGAAGCAGAAGAGUUGUUAGUGUUAAAGCUUCUUCCUGCAAUUCUUCCGAUGAGCCCAUUCUUAGAGAAGCUCUUAAGCAGGAGCCUGUUGCAUUCUUGGGAGGUUUGUUUGCAGGCCUUCUAAGGCUUGAUUUGAAUGAAGAUCCUCUCAAAGAAUGGAUCAGUAGGACUGUCGAAGCCUCUGGGUUAACUGCUGAAGAAGUUGAGGCUAAAGAUGAUGAACAAGACAAUGUUCCAGAAGAGAUUGAGAUAGAAUGAUCCAAACCAGAAUGAUUUCCUCCUUAGCCACAGUUGAAAGUGGAGAAGGGUCUAUAUUUCACGACUGUAAUACAUGUAGAAGCCAUGCCUUGUAAAGAACAUGUAUCCUUAAUAUGAAGUUAAAAGUACCAGAUUGUAAUCAGUACCUCUUUAUUUUCUCUAUUUAUUUUUUAAAAUACGUAUAGAUGAUAAUGUAAUCAAGUUAACUCACAUGUUCAUUGGUUGCUUGUAUUUUGAAACUCCUAUAAAGUAUAAUUUCAUAAUUUUUUUUAA